Molecule: messenger RNA, 1888 nt
Organism: Epinephelus lanceolatus (giant grouper)
Lineage: Eukaryota; Metazoa; Chordata; Actinopteri; Perciformes; Serranidae
Product: synaptotagmin-1
Biological process (GO): calcium ion-regulated exocytosis of neurotransmitter; synaptic vesicle endocytosis
Cellular component (GO): axon; dense core granule; synaptic vesicle membrane
Molecular function (GO): phosphatidylserine binding; calcium-dependent phospholipid binding; calcium ion binding
Source: RefSeq, a predicted model, not a curated record
UGAAUAUGCAUCAGUGGCCCGGUGAGGGUGACCUGUAGGGAUGGGACAGAGGUCACGAGAGGUGGGGCGUCAGAAAUGAGCACCCGAGCUCCCGUGAGACCUGAAUGGACAGAAAAGAACACAUUCGCCCGAACACAUAACACACACACAGAGGGGAGCAAUACAAGAUGACCGAGCUGCGAAUCCACCUAUCCCAAACCCAACCCUGUCUUGCCCUACCCUCCCUCUCUCUUGCUCCAGCUUUCACACUCUUCUUCUUGAUGUCUAACAACUGGUGAUACAUAAACUCUUCCCUACCUCACUGUUUUGUCCGCCUCUCUUGCCCUCUCUGGUCCUGUCAGCCUUUAUCCUCCUCCUCCACCUCUCUGUAAGGAAAAGGAGUACCUGUGAGUCUGGACGUUGCCGCUGGGACGACCGAAUACAGUUUAAUUCUGGAUCUGCUGUCUUUCCUUAAAUAAUGACUGGGAACCGUCGAGCUGCCCCAGAUGCCCCUGGCACCCCCGAUAUCCCAACCCACUUGCCAAAUGCAACAACCACCCCAGGCCAAAUACAACCUGGAGGCCACAAUCCCAACAAGUUCAUGAGUGAACUGCGCAGCAUCCACAUGCCAUCGUGGGCCGUUGCUGCCCUUUGCAUCGUGGUUUUGUGCGUGGCGCUGUCGUGUGCCGUGUGUGUGUGGAAGAAGUGCUUGAAAAAGAAGGACAAGGACAAAGAAAAGGACAAGAAAAAGGGAAAAGAGAAGAGUAACGGAGGCUUUGACACUGAAAUGGAUGGAGGUUACAAAGAGCCGUUGAAAGAUGAAGGUACCAAAGAAACAGAUCUGUCAGAUAAUGAGCCUAAGGAGGAGGAGAAGUUGGGGAGACUGCAUUUCACAUUAGACUACAACUUCACAGAUAAUACGCUGGUGGUCGGCAUCUUACAGGCUGCUGAACUUCCUGCCAUGGACGUGGGCGGAAGCUCGGACCCUUAUGUUAAACUCUAUCUGCUCCCGGACAAAAAGAAAAAGUUUGAAACCAAAGUUCAUAGGAAGACCCUCGAACCCAACUUCAACGAGACGUUCACAUUUAAGGUACCGUACACUGAGCUGGGCGGAAAGACGCUGGUGAUGACUGUGUACGACUUUGACCGCUUCUCCAAACACGAUGCCAUAGGAGCUGUGAAGAUACUGAUGAGCAGUGUGGACUUCAGCCAGUCUCUGCAGGAGUGGAGGGAUCUGCAGAAGGCAGAGAAGGAGGAGAGUGAGCGGCUUGGAGACAUCUGUUUGUCCUUGAGGUAUGUGCCUACUGCGGGGAAGCUGACAGUGGUGAUUUUGGAGGCCAAAAAUCUGAAGAAAAUGGAUGUGGGUGGAUUAUCAGACCCUUACGUGAAGAUCCACUUAAUGCAGAAUGGGAAAAGGCUCAAGAAAAAGAAAACAACGAUAAAGAAGAACACUUUAAACCCUUACUACAACGAGUCUUUCAGCUUUGAAGUGCCAUGUGAACAGAUAGAGAAGGUGCAAGUAGCAGUGACUGUGCUGGACUAUGAUAAGAUUGGGAAGAAUGAUGCCAUCGGGAAGGUGCUGCUGGGCAAUAACAGCACUGGGACUGAGCAACGGCAUUGGGAAGACAUGCUGGCAAACCCUCGCAGGCCAAUAGCUCAAUGGCAUAGCCUCAAACCAGAGGAUGAAAUCAAUGUGCUAAUUUCUAACAAGAAAUGAAACUGUGACCUCAGUGGGCAAUGUGUCCUUGCAGCAUUUACCUCAACUACGUCCAGUUUAUAUUCCUACCUCUCCCUUAAUUUUCCUUAAAACCCUGUACUAAGUAAAACUACCUAAAAAUAACCUCCCUGUUGCACUCCUGGCACUAUUCAAGUCACUCCUGUGGACUCUAAACCUUCUUCCUCCUGUAUU